AAUAUAUUGUUGAAUCGUCUCUCCCACUAUAUUCAUUCCUCGUUUCCUGCAUUGUUUGUUUCCAUCCAGAAGAAUGAACAACAGCAGCAUCACCACUACAAACGCCACCCCCAGCGCCGUUUCCCAUUAACCAAACGACAAGAAGAAAGAGGAAGAAGAAGAAGAAAGAAAGAUUGUUUUUUUUCAUUGCUGUUGUUGUUGUUUGGUUUAAAAACCAAUAUAAUGAUGAGGUCUGACUCUCGCUUUCCCUCUUUCAAUUCAACUCCUCUUCGUUUUCCCACUAGAUUCAGUGGAUCCGCUUUUCCCCUUUUGUUUCUACAUUCAACGCUUGUUGUUUUGUUCAUCGGAUUUAUCCGAGAUUGAAAAAGAAAAUGAAGAAAAAAAGUUCAAGUAUUUCUGUUUUCACUUUUGUUUCUGGAAUUUGUUUGUACAUUCAUCUUCUCCUCUUUGAUUUUCCUCUUCUGGGUUGUCUUGUUUACCGGAUUUAUACAAGAUUCGCCGUGGAAAAAGCUUUGCUUUUAGUUUUUUUUCAUAUGGGUUUCUCCCUUGUAGUGUUUUGAGCUUGAAAGUUUUUUUUUUAAUGUAUUUGUUAAUGGUGUUUUGAUUUGAUUUGGUGAUGGUGAAUGUUGUUGUUUGUGCGGUUUUCUUGCAGAUUUCAGAGAGUGAGUCCAGAUUAUCUUCCUUUCAGCAAUGGUAAAAAAUCGAACUUAAGACCAACAACUUGUAAAGAAGAUGGUGAAAAUGGCAAAACAAUCACAAAUACAAACACUACAUCAACAACUGGGUUUGAUCCUGCUGUUUCUGAAACAACAACAAAGGCUUUUAGAUUCAGAUCCCCAUCUAAAUCUCAAGAUAACAUCAAUGCUAAUUCUCCUCCCCUCUCAGAAAACACCAACCAAAGUCACCAAAGUCAAAGACUUGACAUGAGUCCUAGUCCUGGCGAUGUCCUUCUGCAAUGGGGUCAAAAAAAGAGGGCUAGACUCUCCAGAACUGAGAUCCGUUCACUCACUGAUGAUUCAUCUUCUUCCUCCUCAGCUCAUGGCAGACACCCCAUUAACAAAGUUCAAAGAAGGGGAUCUGGGUUGAUGGAUAAACUCUCUAGUGUCCCUAUGCCUCCUCCUCCUCCUUCAAUUCCUUUUAAUGGUACUUCUACUUCCAAGAGAAAUUCUGGAUUCAUUCCCAGCAGGAAUCUCGAAGAGCGAUCUAGUGCGGUAAAUGGAUCACCUUCAAGAAACAGUACAAGUGGUAAUACUACCAGAGCGGUUUCUAGGUCUAUGGUGACCGCAGGGAAAGGAUCUCCCCCUUCUCCGGAUAAAGUUGAUAAGAAGAUUACAUCUUCUGAGUCACGUAAACAUGAGAAGCUUAAUGGAUCAUCCACACGGCAUGAUCACAACAAUCACUUCAAUUCUGCACCAGUUCGGUCUGAACAAGAGGUUGGAGUAGUAGAAAAAGUGAAUGCUGAAGUGAUUGAGUGGCCAAAAAUUAUUGUUGCCUUGUCUAGGAAGGAGAAAGAAGAUGAUUUUCUAGCAAUGAAAGGCACAAAGCUACCUCAUAGACCAAAGAAAAGGGCCAAGAAUAUUGAAAGAGCUCUUCAGUUUUGUUUUCCGGGGAUGUGGCUUUCAGAUUUGACUAAGGGUCGCUAUGAGGUUAGAGAAAAGAAGAGUGUUAAGAAGCAAAAGAAGAGAGGGUUGAAAGGAUUGGAGAGCAUGGAAAGUGAUUCUGAAUAGAAGAGAAGAAGGGUUACAAAAUUUCUUCAACUUUGAAGAUCACAUCGUAUUUGCAGAGGGUUGAAAUUUAGCUGUAAUAACCAGAAGUCAUGACAUGCAUGUAUGCAUGAAUGAAUGAUUGAGUUAUGAUGAGGAGGAGACAGGCCUCUGCCCUGCCAUGUCAACCAUGAUUGUUUUUGUGAAUUUUGCAGAAGAAAAUGCAUUGAGGAGCUUUGACCACUAAAUCAUCAACUCUUCAUCUUUAUAUUAACAUGGAAACAUCAAAGCAGCAGAGCUCUUUUUGUUUGUUCUUUUUUUUUUUUUUUUUCCCUUUUUUAAGUUGAAUGAAUUCUUUGUUUUUGGGAAGAAUCAUGCAGCUCUUCUUCUGUACAAAAGCUGCUGCUUCUGCUUCUGCUGCUGCAAUCUUUUUCCUUUAAUUUGCCCAUCAAUUACAAAAGCUGCUUCUUUCCCCCCAA
This is a messenger RNA of Mangifera indica (mango), 2182 nucleotides long. RefSeq lists its product as uncharacterized. Lineage: Eukaryota; Viridiplantae; Streptophyta; Magnoliopsida; Sapindales; Anacardiaceae. The record is from RefSeq and is a predicted model, not a curated record. Bases 624 to 1727 code for a protein of 367 amino acids. The transcript has 4 exons.